AGAUUACGUAUUAUGGGAUGUGCGGAAUUAAACAACCCGGAGAGGACGAGAGGGGAAGCCAAAAAUAAUAAAAGAGACAGAAAUAAAGGAGGCGCAUGGUGAAUCAUGGAGCUCUCGGCUGUCGGUGAAAGCGUCUUCGCAGCCGAGUCCAUCAUUAAACGGCGAAUCAGACGGGGUCGUUGGGAAUAUCUCGUAAAAUGGAAGGGCUGGUCUCAGAAGUACAGCACUUGGGAGCCGGAGGAAAACAUUCUGGAUGCACGGCUGUUCGCUGCCUUCGAGGAGAGAGAGCGAGAAAGGGAGCUGUUCGGGCCGAAAAAGAGGGGACCCAAACCAGAGACAUUUCUGCUGAAGGCCAAAGCCAAAGCCAAAGAAAAGACAUAUGACUUUAGAAGAGAGACUCCCAGAGGGAUCCAGGUUUCGUAUCCCAUUCCGGAGCCUGUCAUAACACCCAGAGCCCGGGAGGGUUUACGCACCGUGGUUCCCACAAUCUUCCCACCGAGCGCGGUCAACAGAGGGGAGAGUAUCCAAGUCCGACCACCAGAGCCUGAAAGGAGGCCCAGACCUCCCACCCUAGGUGCACCUCUCGCAGCCCAAGAGUCCCUGCGCUUUCCCAAAAAGCGAGGGCGCAAGCCGAAGCUUCAUUCACAUUACGAUGAAGACGAUGCCAGCAGCCACGGGGAACUGGACGCAAAGCGGAGCACGUUUCUGGAGCAGCCCACGUCACACGGUCCGUCCAAAACGCCCCGACGCCUGCACCAUCCCGGAGAGACGUCAGAUCACAGCCUCAUCCAGCUGACCAAGAGGUUUCAGGAGGAGACCACCAUAACACCCAAAGCUAGUGGUGAGCACAGUCACGCUGGGGGUGCAGGGCUGUCUUACACCUGCACCUACAGUCCAGAUGAGCAUGAGAGCGAUCAGGGGGGACACAGGACUCAUUAUUUGAGCCCCCAAACCAGCAAGAGGAGGCACUCCGAUGAUCAGCGGAGGCAUCGGGGGAAGGAGUGCUGUGCACUCCGGGAGCGAGCUGCUGCCGUGUCGUCACGGUCCGAAUCCAUCCACGAGACAGCCACGCGAGCAGCUUCCUGCUGGGCUCCUGACUUCUGCAGCCUGGACACUGUGACGGUGACAGAUGUCACCAUGAACUUCUUGACAGUCACCAUCAGAGAAAGCAGUACGGACAAAGGCUUUUUCAAAGAGAAAAGAUGAGUAUUUCAUAAUUCAGAGACAAGGACAUUCUGAGGUUAUUGUUUAACACGUGAUAAACAGACUCAAUGUAAUACUAUAUUUUUUCUAUGUAACUAUCAAUCAUGUACACAAUAUUUAAUAAGCUGCUACAAAAAUAAAAUGAAUGUGGCAUUGUACGUUUGUGGUGUGUUGAAGGUCUUUAUGUUUUGGUGUUUGUCCUUCACAGAAUGCAGCCUCUGAGGAAUUUCCACAUUCUCCCACAGCUAAAAUAAACUACAAGGACAAUGAUCUCAGAUAAAAUAAGUUGGAUUUCCGAUAACAUAUUUUGCUGUAAAAGUGGUGCAGCCAGAAUAGCUUAUAGGGCACAGUUCAUACCCCUGCUCUUAUUCACUGUAUUUAUGAACUAAAACAUCAAAUGAGUCAAACAAGGCUUCAAGUUGAAAUAGCUAAUAGUAAUUUUAAAGAAAAUUUACCUCCUAAGACCUGGUGCAUUUUUUUUUUCUUGUUACUCUGGGCCCCCUUUAAGAAACUAAAUAUUAUGAUAUACUACAU
This is a messenger RNA of Cololabis saira (Pacific saury), 1737 nucleotides long. RefSeq names its product chromobox homolog 8a (Pc class homolog, Drosophila) (gene cbx8a). The coding region runs from base 106 to 1206 and encodes 366 amino acids. The transcript is spliced from 5 exons. The record is from RefSeq and is a predicted model, not a curated record. Lineage: Eukaryota; Metazoa; Chordata; Actinopteri; Beloniformes; Belonidae.